Molecule: messenger RNA, 1633 nt
Organism: Mizuhopecten yessoensis (Yesso scallop)
Lineage: Eukaryota; Metazoa; Mollusca; Bivalvia; Pectinida; Pectinidae
Product: DNA damage-regulated autophagy modulator protein 2-like
Exons: 7
Coding region: 161-1027 (288 amino acids)
Source: RefSeq, a predicted model, not a curated record
ACAUAUCUGUUUUCCUGAUUAAAUUUUCCUACAUAUAACCCGAUCACAAACUUAAAUUCUGCCGUACUUGUGAAACAUUACAACUACGUGACACACGCAUGCAUAGUUUUGUGACAUUCGAUAUCAGUAGAACACAGCUGUACUUGCAUGUAUCUACCAUAUGUCGGGUGUGCGAAAUUUUGAAAUUCAAGACAAUUCAGGCGCAGUGAGAAGAAGAUAUGAAACAGGUGUUCUAACAGAGAAGAUGCAGGUGUGUGGUGGGGGCCUGGGAUACCUGCCUAUCUGUUUGGUGCUGGUUUCCUUUGGGACAUUUAUUGGAUCAUACAUCAUAGCCAUCCUCAAACAUGAUGUUGCUAUAUACUUCCCUUAUAUCAGCGAUACAGGAACGAAACCACCCGAGAGCUGUAUAUUUGGACAGUUUCUAAACAUUGCUGCAACUUUAGCCUUUUGUACUAUGUAUGUUCGUUACAAGCUGGUGGCAAGUCUGACUGGAAACGAGGAUACAAAGCUCAGGAGACUCAAUAAUGCAGGCCUUGUUCUCGGGACUCUCAGUUCACUUGGGCUCAGCAUUGUCGCCAACUUUCAGGAGACUGUUGUUGAGCCAGUCCACCUGACAGGAGCUAGUCUAGUGCUAGGAUGUGGAGUUGUGUAUGAGUUUGUCCAGACCUAUGUCACCUACCAGAUGCAUCCAGAUUUCAAUGGGCAGUUUAUCGCACGCAUCAGACUGCUUAUUUCAGUGAUUUCAGCGAUCGGCAUGGUCAUGGCAUUCACUUCAGCUGGAAUAUCAAGAUAUCAGACUGAUACCAAAGACAAACUGCACUGGAAACCAGAUGAGAAGGGGUUUACAGCUCACAUAGUGAGUACCAUGUCUGAGUGGGUAACGGCUGCAUUCUUCCUGUUCUACUUCUUCACCUACGUUAGAGACUUCCAGAAAGUAAAUGUUCAGGUGAAAGCCGAACUUCGUGUCAGACAUUUGGACGAACAUCCUUAUCAAAUUCCUGAUGAAAGGUCACCGUUGCUCGCAUAGAAAGAUCAGAAAGACAUUAAUAAUGACUGUUCAACUUCAUUUGGCUUUACAAAAGGUCACUCCUGCCUGCUUAGGAACAUCAAAGAGACAUUAAAAGAUGUCCAACUUCGUUGUGCUCUACAACAGGUCACCCAUAUGCAUGCUUCCAUAGAAAGAUCAAAUAGGCAUUAAUAACUGCCUAACUUCAUUGGGUUUUACUGAUUUAGAGAAUGUAGAUUAAAACCUCAACCAAUUUGUUAUAAUUUUACCACAUUUGACACUACAUGCUGACUAGUCACAGAAAAACACAAGAAACCUUGAUGAAAAAACAACAACUUACAAUUCUAUAAGACCAAUUUAAAAAAUAAAAAGCCAUGCAAACGUUUAAUUACUGUACCCAAGCAUGAUACUUUCUGCAUACUGUAUAACGGGAAAUUUUGCCGCAGUUAAACCUUCGUCUUUUUUUUCUCUCUCGGUAAUGAGAGCGAAUUUAUCGUAAGAACGAACAUCAGUAAACAACAUGUUAAACAUACCGAUCAAAAGUGAAGGGAAAUUAACACUGGGCGAAUACAUAUUUUACCAGCGUAGGGCAAAAUUAACACUGGGCGAAUACAUAUUUUACCAGCA